Molecule: messenger RNA, 1620 nt
Organism: Suillus bovinus
Lineage: Eukaryota; Fungi; Basidiomycota; Agaricomycetes; Boletales; Suillaceae
Product: MFS general substrate transporter
Exons: 16
Biological process (GO): transmembrane transport
Cellular component (GO): membrane
Molecular function (GO): transmembrane transporter activity
Source: RefSeq, a predicted model, not a curated record
GCACUUGUCGUGGACCUUUUAAAGCCUCAGUCGCACGUCUAUUUGGAAAAAUUAAAAACUCCUUCCUGUCGCUCUUCUGUCACAACUGACCUUGUGAACACUAUCCCCACCGAUCAUAUGAAUUCUAUCAGCUCUGAACACAACCGGUGUGACGAGGAGCGGCCGGAGGACUCGGUCUUGGAUCUCAAAAAUGUCCCAGUGCUGACGCCAGAACAGGAGAAGAAACUGUGGAGAAAGAUUGACCUGCGGAUAAUGCCUAUCCUCAGUCUGAUGUAUCUCCUGGCUUUCCUUGACAGAGGUAACAUCGGUAACGCGAUGUUGGAGGGGCUCAUCACUCAACUGGACCUCACGGGAGAGAAGAUCAACGUUGCAUUGUCAUAUUGCAUGUUUGAAUGUCCCUCCAACCUGGUUCUUAAAGCGAUCAGGCCAUCCAGGCAAGUAUUGGGCAGUUUUCGCCAAUUUUUUGACUUAAUAUUGACCUUACACUUCAGGUACCCUCAGUUUGUUGGAGUGCGAAUCUUGCUUGGUAUCUCUGAGGCAGGGUUGUUCCCUGGUGUGGUUUAUUACCUUACUUUUUGGUAUCCGAGACACAUGUUACAAUAUCGAAUUGGCUUGUUUUUUGGUGCUGCAACGGUUGCAGGUGCUUUCUCUGGUUUACUAGCCUUUGGGAUUGGUUAUAUGGGUGGUAUGGGGGGACUCGAAGCAUGGUCUUGGAUCUUCCUGAUUGAAGGCCUUGCAACGAUAGUUGUAGCCAUCAUUUCUGUCUUUGGCAAGUGCAGCACGCAUCUAUCACACAGAGGACUGACAUAUAUAUAUUGUUGUUCAGCGCUGGUCGACUUUCCGGAAACAGCUAAGUUCUUGACCCCGGAAGAGCGUGCCUUUGUUCUCUGGAAGAAAGAAUACGAUAAUUCAUCAGUCGGCGAGGAAAAGCAGUUUUUCACAAGGCAUGUCUGGGCGGCUUUCAAAGACUGGCAGAUCUGGCUUCAUAUCUUCGUUUACAUGUCAAUCGUGGGCCCUCUGUAUGGCAUCACCCUGUUUCUCCCCUUUGGAUAUAACACGCCAGUCAGCCAGUUGCUCACCGUGCCACCAUAUGUUGCCGGAACUGUCACAUUGCUCGCUUUUGCGCACUACUCGGACAAGCUGAAAAUGCGAUCCCCUUUCAUUCUUGCCGGCCUUACAAUGUGCCUCAUCGGCUAUUCGAUAAACAUAUCCGCCGCACCCAAUGGUGUCAAGUAUUUUGGGACUUACGUCAUUGUCAUGGGAAGCUAUGCAUCGUUGCCUGGUGUCAUUUCUUGGCUCGGAAACAAUCUUUCCGGUCAGUACAAGAGGGGUAUUGGCAUGGCCCUUGAAAUGUCCAUCGGAAACCUCAGUGCUAUAGUUGCAGCCACCAUCUAUAGAUCGCAAGACGCACCUCGGUUCAUAUUUGGGCAUGCAUUUGAACUCAUGUUUGUCGGGAUCGGAUUCACCUUUUUGCCGAUUUUGGUGUUCACAUACAGGAGGAUCAACGCCAAGCGUGACGCUGCCGAACGCCUCGCGAGAGAAGGGGAGAAAGUGCAAUAUUCCCACCAGGAAUUGCGGGAGUUAGGAGAUCGUGCGCCUGACUUCAGAUACACAUUAUAA